Messenger RNA from Nasonia vitripennis (jewel wasp), 1660 nucleotides. RefSeq names its product odorant receptor 293 (gene Or293). The transcript is spliced from 6 exons. Gene Ontology annotation, molecular function: olfactory receptor activity; odorant binding. Lineage: Eukaryota; Metazoa; Arthropoda; Insecta; Hymenoptera; Pteromalidae. Gene Ontology annotation, biological process: detection of chemical stimulus involved in sensory perception of smell; sensory perception of smell. Bases 424 to 1524 code for a protein of 366 amino acids. Gene Ontology annotation, cellular component: plasma membrane. The record is from RefSeq and is a predicted model, not a curated record.
CGAUCGAGAAAAAUGCAACAAAGUACAUAAAAGUCUCUAGCACCUUCGUCCCCUCAGCUUGUGCACGCAAUCAAAUAUUCAUCAAUGACGCCUACCAUAAGAGACAGAGAAGUUUCGUACAGUGUUGCGAAAAAAUGUAAACCAUAAGUGGCCGUAUAAUUACGGCAAAUCGUUCGAUUAAAAAAGAACGCGGCAGACGCUCUUCGGCUCACGCGAUGAGUUGAAAGAACACAUUAUUCGGAUUUGAAUAUUUCAUGCUUCAGACCGCCUCGUACGGGGCAAAUUGCGAGUCAUGAAUUCGUGAGAAGCUCGCCGUCCGACACUUGUUAUACUUGCCGAUUCCGAAGAAGCGGAUUACGAUAUUCCCUUUGUGGCACUGAAAAUGCUGCCGGUUCAUGUGCGUCGAUUUCAGUUCAAGAUAAUAUGGAGUUUGUAAGGAAAGCAUACGGCGAUAAGCAGAGGAAGCGUCAAGCGUCGUCGAAAUGUAUUAGCAGAGCCGACAGGGUUUUCAAGCGCUGUGUCUUUUUCCACAAAUUUGUGGGCAUUUGGCUGGAGAAGGACCGAUCGCAGAGACUUUUAGAUCGGCUGAAGGGAUACGUGAGCGCAGCCUUCACACUCGGCAUCUGCAUCUUUCAAAUCGUUAUGCUGAGCGUCGAGUCAUCGAGCGUCGUCACUGUUCUACAAAAUGCAAUGGAAGCUAUGGUGUCGAUAGCUGCUACUGUCAAAGUAGCGCCGAUCGUUCUGAAAAGAAAUAAUUUGCUAAUAUUGAUUCGAAAGACCAAGGAAAUCGCGGCGCCACUUCAUGCGAGCAAAAUUAAGGAGAGGAAAAUCGUUGAUCGCUGGCUAAAUAAUCAGGAUAAGAUAUUGAAAAUUUUGCUCACGUCUUAUACUUUCACGUUUAGUUCCUACAGUUUAUUUCCACUGCUCAAAGAAAAUGGACUUCCAUUCACGGGACGCUUACCGGCGAUCUGCUACGUAAAUCCAUGGUACCCUACGAUUUUCGCAGCUCACGAAUUGGAGCUCGUGAAGCAUUUGAUAGUGGAGCUGGGAAAUGGAAAGGACAGGAACGUGAAGCAAAUAAUAAUUAGACACGCGAUGGUGCUGGAUUACGGUGAAAUAAUAUGCGAAACCUAUUCCGCAACAUUGAUAAUGCAACAUUUGAACUGUUCGAUAUUUUUGUGCCUCAGUGGACUCGUAACGAUGAAAACUAGCGACAUGUUCGCCCUGUUGAAAAUUGGAUCGCUCAGUUUAAUCGGCAUAAUAACGAUGCUGAUCAUCUGUUUCGUAGGCGAGAUGGUGAUGUCCUCGAGUCUGGAAAUUGCUAGUACGAUUGAAAGCAGCGUUUACAAGGACUAUCGAAACGAUGUUGCGAAUUUGAAAUUGUUGAACUUUAUGCUGAUGCGGGCUCAGAAGCCUCUGUGCAUGAUGGUCUGCACUCAGGGCAAAUUGAGCCUCCGAUUUUUCAGCGAGAAUAUCAACAAAGUAGCCUCGUUUUUCAUAUACCUCAAGACUUUGGUAGAGUAAUCUGUUGGAAGCAAUAUAACGUAUUAUACGAUAUCACUGUAUAUUUAGCAUCGCUGCUUAUAGUUAUAUUGUUUAAAAUUUUAAGCAUUGAACAUACUGAUAAAUCUUUACUUUUUGCAAACAAAUUAAAAACGAA